This is a messenger RNA of Aegilops tauschii subsp. strangulata, 549 nucleotides long. RefSeq names its product protein DETOXIFICATION 29-like. NCBI's taxonomy places the organism in Eukaryota, Viridiplantae, Streptophyta, Magnoliopsida, Poales, Poaceae. The record is from RefSeq and is a predicted model, not a curated record.
AUGGACAUAGAUAAUCUCUGCCGAUGCUUGCUCAAAAUUUGCUGCAACGGCAUGAACUACAACAUCUGGACACCGACGGUAGCUUUCGGUUUCAACGCCGCAGUGAGACACCCGAAAGCGGCCAAGUUCUCGGUCGUCGCGGCCGUGACCACGUCGGCCGCCAUCGGGCUCAUCUUCACGCUCGUCGCCCUCGUGGCGAGGAAGCAGCUGCCGAGGCUUUUCAGCGACGACGACCUGCUCGUCAAGGAGACCGCGAGACCGGGCUAUCUCCUGGCUGCCACCAUACUCAACAGCAUCCAGCCGGCGUUGUCAGCGGUUUUCGGCAUCAAGCUCAAGCUUGACGUGCAGGGGAAUAUGGGUGGGGAUGCUGAUCGGCACGAUUCUGCAUACCGUCAUCCUAUCUGUGAUUCUCUUCAGAACCAAAUGGAAGAAAGAGCUUUUGGGUUUCUGAUGAAGAGUUUUGCCGUGAUGCAGGCUAUGAUCGCAGUAGAGCGGGUACGGAGCAUGGGAGGAGACAUGGAGCUGCCGGCCAUGCAAGAAACAAGAUGA